This is a messenger RNA of Ctenocephalides felis (cat flea), 683 nucleotides long. RefSeq names its product cytochrome c oxidase assembly protein COX19-like. The transcript has a single exon. The record is from RefSeq and is a predicted model, not a curated record. Gene Ontology annotation, cellular component: mitochondrial intermembrane space. Lineage: Eukaryota; Metazoa; Arthropoda; Insecta; Siphonaptera; Pulicidae. Gene Ontology annotation, biological process: mitochondrial respiratory chain complex IV assembly. Bases 338 to 589 code for a protein of 83 amino acids.
ACGGCGUUGAUAUAUUUAUUUAAACGUAAUUUUCAUGUAAUUAUUGUGCAAAAUACAGUAAACAAAUAAAAACAUCGACAACAAAAACAAAAUUACAUAAAAUAAUCACGAUUUGAAAUCAUACUUCUCAAUAUUUACUUUUCGCAAACAUAACCUCAAAUUCUGACAGUUAAUACAAAACUCACGUACAACCUCUUGCACUGUGUUAAACAAAACAAAUAAAACAAAUAAAACCACAACCACAAUUCGGAUUCACAAAUACCAUGUAAACAACCUUAAACAUCAUUUUCAUACAAAUUCUGUAUCAUUUACCAUUUAUCUAUUACAUAACCUAACAAUGUCGUCCAUGACAUUCGGUCAAAAGUCUUUCAUUCCAACGGCGCCCCAAAAGGGCAGUUUUCCUCUAGACCACGAAGGACAAUGUAAACUGUUUAUGAUCAAAUAUAUGCGUUGUCUCAGAGAGAACAGAAACGAUAAUUCUAAAUGUCGUGACGAGGCACAAAGUUAUUUGGGUUGCAGAAUGGACAACGAGCUGAUGGCUAGGGAGGAUUUUGCUAAACUUGGAUUUGAUAAGAAGGAAAUUAAUUGAUAAAGAAAUAGUGUAAAAGACUGUAAUAGAUAAUAAGAAGAUAUUAGUAAAUGUAGCUAUAAACAUUCUUGUGUCUGCAUUGAUAAUAUUAAAA